Aspergillus nidulans FGSC A4 is the source of this 1988-nucleotide messenger RNA. RefSeq lists its product as uncharacterized. The coding region runs from base 393 to 1988 and encodes 531 amino acids. Gene Ontology annotation, molecular function: flavin adenine dinucleotide binding; FAD binding. Lineage: Eukaryota; Fungi; Ascomycota; Eurotiomycetes; Eurotiales; Aspergillaceae. The transcript has 3 exons. The record is from RefSeq and is a predicted model, not a curated record.
GGCAAGGUGGCAUUUUUAUUGGACUAGAUCCUAAAAGCACUAACACUGGAGUGCAUUUGUUUGCACCGGCAUUCACGCCAACAGAACCCUAGUCUCCGGAGGCGCACACCGAGAAUGCAUGGUGACAGUUGAAUGGAGAUUUUAUUUCAGCAGAGAAUCAUCAUAUCAUGACUAACAUGAAGGUAACAUCCCAUCUGCUCCAUUAGGAAAAGGUGAAUUCGACAGCCUAUUCAGCAUAAAUUAGGUCAAUCCACCGAAGUGUUGCCUUCCCUUCCCUCGAGAUCACUCUACCCAAUUAUCAACUUCGAUUUCUGUUCAAUUGCCAUCUCAAUUUCUUCCCCUCUUGGAUUUCGAGAUCACUACCGUCCCACCUGUUUCCGACACUCGCGGGAAUGAAGUUAUUCAAGGCAGUCAUGCUCGCUCUGUGCUCUGCGAUCCAAGCUCUGGCCAUGCCCCAUCGAGCUCUAACAGGUGAAGUCGAAGCCGCCCUGGCUAAGCUGGGAGUGGAUGUCGCUGCGAUUUCACAGCUGAAUGGCAACCUCACGGACGAUGGCUGCCAGAAUGCUUGUGGUGCGUUGAACCAUCUUUAUGCUUCUGAAAAAGUGAUCGCGGGCAACUCCUCUACCUAUCAGGAUAUCACCCGCUCUUACUGGGCAGCCCAGCAGGAAGAAGCUAGACCGGCGUGCAUGUUUGCCCCAGAAGUUGAUACCGAAGUUUCCAUCGCCGUCCUUCUCGCCCGGCUUACGAAUUGCCAGUUUGCAGCCAAAAGCGGUGGUCAUGCUUCUUUUGCCGGUGCAUCCAACAGCGAAGGAGGCAUUACGAUACUCUUCCGCGACCUCAACGAGAUUUCUCUGAAUGAGGACAAGUCUGUCGCCUCCGUUGGGCCUGGUAACAACUGGGGCCAGGUGUACAAAGCCCUAGAGCCGCACGGUGUGAGUGUUAUAGGUGGCCGCCUGUCAUCUAUCGGCGUCGGAGGUCUUCUAACCGGCGGCGGCAUUUCUUAUUACUCCAACUUGUACGGCUGGGCUCUGGACAAUGUGGAAAGUUUCGAGGUUGUCAGCGCAGUAACCGGUGACAUACUCACAGCGAGCGAGACUGAACACCCCGACCUCUAUUGGGCUCUGCGCGGUGGAGGAAACAACUUCGGCCUUGUCACCAAGUUUAACCUGUACACAUUUCCCAGCACUUUACUCCGAGGCGGCGCCCGUCUCUUUGGCGAGGAUCAAUUUCCCAAUGUCGUCAGCGCUUUCGUGGACGUGGCCAAACAAGCGAACGAGGACCCAAAUGCUCAGCAAUAUGUGAUGUUUGCCAGCAUUGGGGGAACAAACAUUGCCUCUGCAGAGUUGACUUAUACAAAGAACGUGAGCAAUCCGGCCAUCUUUGAAAAAUACCAUUCGACACCUGCGAUUUCCGACUCCACCAGCACGAAAACUCUGGCACAGUACUGUGACGACCUUGAGGCCCAAGAUCCAUAUGGAAUGCGUGAUGUAUUCUGGAACCGAUCGUUCAAGCUGGAUGAAGAUUUCGCAAACUGGGUCGUCCAAUACUGGUUCUCGAUUCUUCCACGCGUCUCUGGCAUCCCCAACGCCUUGGCAGGGCUCACUUUCCAGGCUAUCACGGAGCCGAUCUUAGAGAAGAUGUCUCACGCUGGUGGUAAUGCUUUGGGUCUCGAUCAAUCCAACGGCCCGAUUCUUCUGAUACACAUUCUGGGAAUGUGGAGCAGCGCCUCCGACGACGAUACCAUCUAUCGCUUCAUCAAUGAUUUCUUCGUCAAUAUCACUGCUGAGGCAGAGUCCAGAGGCCUGGACAAUGAGUUCAUUUACAUGAACUACGCAAGCCGUUUUCAGGACGUGAUCCCGAGCUACGGUGCGGACAAUAAGGCGAGACUGCAAGAGAUCGCUUCGAAAUACGACCCGGCCGGGGUCUUCCAAACGCUUCAGCCCGGCCAUUUCAAGCUGACUCGCGCGCCCGUGCCUAAUCCAUACUGA